AAAAAAAAAAACUAAUUUGAAGUGAUAAAAAAAGGAAGAAAAAACCUUGCUUAUUUUCACUUUCAAACCCAUAAAAAAAAAUCAUAAAUUAGAAAAACCAGGGAGAAACGCGGGAGAACGCCGGGAGCUGCUACAGAACAAACGCGGGGGCCGGCGACGUAGAGACGAACGGGAGGGUUACUGCUGGUUCGCAGGUGGUGGCUCCGGUGAACGCAGAGGGGAAUAUAGUAACAUUGAAACACAAUGAGGCCGAGCUUUCUUCUCUCGGAAUGGUUGUUGUGUUUGACUUAACCAUGCCUCCAUAAAAUCUUUACAUCCAAUUUUGCAUGUUGCCAACGUCGGCAGCCUUUUCGGGGUUAGGCGGCGGCGGCCUCAGAUCUCAUCGCCGAUUGCCAACGUCGUUCUCGUACCCAUUUCAUUCUCUCAUUCACACCCGCUCUUCAAUUCCAUCUCACAAACACAAACCCGCCACCAAUUGGAAUGUAACUCAUGCCCUUGUUCAAGCCAAUCCACUCCUUGCUCUUCUUGAAAAUUCCAAAUCCAUUUCUCAUUUGAAGCAAAUCCAAGCUCGAAUGACCAUCACUGGCUUGAUCGCUGACCCAUUCGCUUCCAGUCGCCUUAUUGCCUUUUGUUCGCUAUCCCAAUUGAAGAAUCAUGAUUACGGCACCAGAAUUUUGUUCAACACUGAAAACCCAAAUGUAUUUUCAUGGAAUGUAGCGAUCAGAGGGUAUUUGGAGAGUGAAUCACCGUGGGAGGCUGUUGUUUUGUAUAAGAGGAUGGUUGGAGAUGGUGUGUCUCGGCCGGAUAAGUAUACUUAUCCUUUACUGCUCAAGGUUUGUGCUUUGUUGCAGUCGAAUUUGAUCGGGUUUCAAGUUCUUGGGCAUGUGUUGCAAUUGGGUUUUUGUUCUGAUUUAUUUGUUCACAAUGCUAUGAUUCAUAUGCUUGUUUCAUGUGGAGAAUUGGAUGAAGCACGCAACCUGUUUGAUAAAAGUUUUGUUAGAGAUUUAGUUUCUUGGAAUUCUUUGAUUAAUGGGUAUGCUCGGGUGGGACUAGCAUCUGAAGCGAUAAGGUUGUAUCAAGACAUGGAAGCGAAUCAAGUUAAGGCGGAUGAAGUUACAAUGGUGGGGUUGGUUUCUUCUUGUGCCCAACUAGGGGAUUUAAAUAAAGGGAGAGAAUUUCAUCGGUUUAUUGAAGUAAAUGGAUUAAAUUUAACGGCCCCUUUGGGUAAUGCGCUCAUGGAUAUGUAUGUGAAGUGUGGUGAUCUUGCAUCAGCUGAAGAAUUAUUUGGUGGUUUGGUGAAUAAAACUAUUGUCUCAUGGACUACAAUGAUAGUGGGUUAUGCCAAAUUUGGGUUUUUUGAUAUUGCUGGAGAGCUUUUGUUUGAAAUGCCAGAGAAGAAUGUUGUGCCAUGGAAUGCACUAAUUACUGGAUUUGUCCAAGCUAACCGUGGUAAAGAGGCACUAGUUCUGUUCCAUGACAUGCAGGCUAGGAACAUAAAGCCUGACGAGAUUACCAUGGUUGGUUGCUUAUCAGCAUGCUCACAACUUGGAGCUCUUGAUAUUGGAAUAUGGAUUCAUCAUUAUGUUGAAAAACAUCUCAUUUCUUCUUAUGUUCCCUUCGGAACUGCUCUAGUUGACAUGUAUGCCAAAUGUGGAAACAUCACAAAGGCACUUCAGGUGUUUCAGAAUAUGCCAGAACGAAACUCCUUGACAUGGACGGCUAUCAUUUGUGGUUUGGCUGCUCAUGGCCAAGCACAUGAUGCCAUUUCUUACUUUGAAAAUAUGAUUGAUACAGGGUUGGUGCCUGAUGAAAUAACAUUUAUUGGGGUCUUAUCUGCUUGUUGUCAUGGAGGUUUGGUUGACGAGGGCCGCAAAUACUUUUCCCAAAUUAGCUCCAGAUUUCAUCUUUCCCCGAGCCGUAAACACUACUCCUGUAUGGUUGAUCUUCUUGGUAGAGCUUGCCUUUUGGAAGAGGCUGAAGAGCUUAUCAAGAACAUGCCAAUCAAGGCAGAUGCUGUAGUUUGGGGUGCAUUGUUUUUUGCUUGUCGUAUGCAUAAAAAUAUUCUAAUAGGAGAAAGAGCAGCUUAUAAGCUUCUUGAGUUGGAUCCUUAUGAUAGUGGGAAUUACAUCCUGCUUGCAAGUAUGUAUGUGGAAGCAAAUAUGUGGGAUGAGGCAGCAAAGGUACGGAAAAUGAUGAAGGACAGAGGAGUGGAGAAGACUCCUGGUUGUAGCUCAAUUGAGGUUAAUGGCAUUGUUCAUGAGUUCACAGUUGGCGAUAACUUACAUCCUCAAUCUAAACUAGUAUAUGACUCCCUAGUUUUGUUAACAACAGAAAUAGAGACUCUAAGUUCUGAACCAGAAUUUCAUACAUUCAGGGAUAGCUUUAUGCUUGCUUUAGAUUUCGGCUAGUGGUUUGUGCAAGAAGCUCAUUUUACCAUAUUAGCAGAUGGAAAAUGUAAGAAGAAAGAAGAGUGUUGAAGGAGGAAGUGAUUAAAAUGGUGAAGAGGUGUUCAGUGAGUGCACUUCAAAGGAACAUUGUUAAUUUCUCUUUCCAUUAUGACUACGGAAUCAUCCAUCGUUUCGUACGAUGCAGGUGUUUAACAGGUAACCUAUAAAUAAUCCCUUAAAAACAUUUUUCGAAAGGAAUUCUUCAGGCCCAAGGUGCUGGGGAAAGUCAGCAUGCAUGCUCGUGGAGUCGCUGUCUACAGUCUUAGCCAUCUCAUCUCAGCCAUGUCUGAGGUGCCAUUUUAGUUUCAGUGUCUUCUAUCAAUGUGUUUAGGAAAUUAUUUAACAAUUUCAACCUUCAUUCAUCAAAAUUUGAAGUAGGAAAGUUCUAAACGGAUGAGCUUAGAAAUGUCAAUAUUUCGGAAACUUAAACAAUGCUUAAACUUGCCCAUAUCAACAAGGCUCUCCUGUCUUCAGAACUUUUUCAAGCUGAACAAUCUGCUCUCUUAUAUAUAAUCUAACAUCUAUGUGUGUGUGCUCUUUUCAUUAUAUACUGGAUUUCAAUA
Molecule: messenger RNA, 3010 nt
Organism: Cannabis sativa
Lineage: Eukaryota; Viridiplantae; Streptophyta; Magnoliopsida; Rosales; Cannabaceae
Product: pentatricopeptide repeat-containing protein At2g22410, mitochondrial
Exons: 4
Coding region: 327-2408 (693 amino acids)
Biological process (GO): RNA modification
Molecular function (GO): protein binding; RNA binding
Source: RefSeq, a predicted model, not a curated record